CACUCAAAAACCUUUCCCUCUUUUUUCCCUCCCCUCUCCCAAAAAAUCCUUCUAAGAAUAUUCGUUUCAAAAUUAGGGUUUCGGAAAUUCAAAUCUUUGUUUUAUGGAUACAGCUGCUUGCCCAUCAACUCCUCGAUGGAAUCUUGAUCGACCUUACCUCACCGGUCGAUUUCAUCAGGAAACCAGGGUUUCUUCUCAAUCAGGAAAGCAAGGGAUUUCUCCAAACACUUUCAGUCCGGGUUCAGAAAGUCCUAUUGGAUGUUACCAUGCUUCUGUUCAGGAGCUCUUGGUUAUCGACGAUCUCCUCUCGGCUUUGGUUGGAAUUGAGGGUCGAUAUACUUCAAUUAAAAGGGUUCGUGGGAGUGAAAGUCAAGUUACAUUCCAGGUUGAUGCAUCUAUGGAUUUAGCACUUCAGGAGCUUACUAAGCGGAUUUUUCCUUUGUGCGAGAACUUUAUUUUGAUAAACGAGUUUGUUGAGUCAAGGUCUCAAUUCAAGAAUGGACUGGUUAAUCAUGCUUUUGCUGCCGCAUUAAGAGCACUUCUGCUAGAUUACCAAGCCAUGGUGGCUCAGCUAGAACACCAGUUUCAUCUCGGGAGACUUUCCAUACAAGGUUUCUGGUUCUUCUGUCAGCCAAUGAUGGGAUCAAUGCAAGCUCUAUCAGCUGUAAUAAAGAAGGCUUCAGCAAGCAAUUUCACAGGUUGUUUGUGUAGUUCUCAUUGCGCCUCUUAUGAAAAUCAGUCUAAGGCCAUGUCUGGCGAUCAUGCGGUGAGGUCACUGCUUGAGAAGAUGAUGCAAAGCGCAAGUUCUGCUUACCUUGGUAUACUGGAAAGAUGGGUCUACGAAGGGGUCAUAAAUGAUCCUUAUGGCGAGUUCUUCAUUGCUGAGAACAAAGCACUCCAAAAGGAGUCCCUCACUCAAGAUUAUGAUGCCAAAUACUGGAAACAACGUUACAGCCUUAAAGAUGAAAUUCCUGGUUUUCUCACAAAUGCUGCAGGGAUAAUUCUGACCACAGGAAAAUAUUUAAAUGUCAUGAGAGAAUGUGGGCACAGUGUUCAGGUUCCUAUGCUGGAGAAUGCAAAAUUGACGAGCUUUGAGUCGAAUCAUCAUUACCUCGAAUGCAUAAAGGUUGCUUAUGAUUUUGCUAGUGGUGAGCUCUUGAAUCUCAUAAAGGAAAAGUAUGAUCUCAUGGGAAAGCUUCUGUCUAUCAAGCACUAUUUCCUUCUCGAUCAGGGGGAUUUCUUGGUUCAUUUUAUGGACAUUGCUCGAGAUGAGCUUGCUAAAAGGCUUGAUGAGAUUUCUGUGGAGAAACUUCAGUCUCUCUUGGACCUUGCCCUACGCACAACUGCUGCUUCAGCAGAUCCGUGCCACGAGGACUUGACAUGUUGUGUUGAAAGAUCCUCAUUGCUCAAGAGACUGGGCACACUCAAAGAUCUUGGAAUCAAUAAGCCUAUUUCUGAUAGUAAUGAUUUAGAAGAGCCAAUAAGCAUCACUGGUCUGGAAACAUUCUCUUUGAGUUACAAGGUUCGAUGGCCACUGUCCCUCGUGAUUUCGAGGAAAGCCUUAACAAAAUACCAAUUGAUUUUCCGCUUCCUGUUCCACUGUAAACAUGUUAAUCGCCAACUUUGUGGAGCAUGGCAAAUACAUCAAGGAAUCCGUGCUGUAAAUACUCGCGGAACUAUUAUCUCCCGAUCUUCGUUGCUCUGCCGUAGCAUGCUUAAAUUUAUUAAUAGCCUUCUACACUACCUGACGUUUGAGGUUCUUGAACCAAAUUGGCACGUAAUGCUAGCUAAACUUCAGACUGCAAAGAGUAUUGACGAGGUUAUCCAGUACCAUGAUUUUUUCCUUCAAAAGUGUCUGAAAGAAUGCUUGCUGCUGUUACCUGAACUUCUGAAGAAAGUGGAGAAGCUGAAAUCAAUAUGCCUCAACUAUGCAGCAGGAACUCAGUGGUUGAUUUCAUCAUCCAUCUACCUUCCCAGGUCAGACGUAUCAUCUACCAGUUCUGAUAAAUCUAAGCCUUGGAGAUCAAGGAACAAACUUCAGGCGUUAAAGUUAACUGCCGAGGAUGCAACAACAGCCACUGAAUCUCUUCUGACAUUCGAGAGGGAGUUCAACAGUGAGCUUCAGAGUCUAGGACCAAUCUUAAGCAACAAUUCACAGGCAGAACCAUACUUAACACAUCUGGCGCAGUGGAUUCUCGGCAUUGGAAAAGACCAAUAAUAUGUGGCUGACCCUUUCUUUUCUUCUUCUUCCCGUGUUGUAAAGAAUUGAUUGUGAAUAUUUGAUAUUUUUCCUCUCACAAUAUCGUGCAUUGGUUGAAGAAACCACGUGUUUUCUUAAGUGUUUUUUUGAAGGACAAAGGGGCUUCCAAAAGCCCAAAAGGAUUUUAUUUAGACUACCACAUUAAAGUUGUAUUUAACACCAGAGGGGACAAAGGGAAAUGCUUCAAAGGACAAAGGGGCUUCCACCAUCAAUGUUAUCAUGCAUAGCAAACU
Molecule: messenger RNA, 2493 nt
Organism: Papaver somniferum (opium poppy)
Lineage: Eukaryota; Viridiplantae; Streptophyta; Magnoliopsida; Ranunculales; Papaveraceae
Product: gamma-tubulin complex component 2-like
Exons: 21
Coding region: 104-2218 (704 amino acids)
Biological process (GO): microtubule nucleation; meiotic cell cycle; mitotic cell cycle
Cellular component (GO): centrosome; gamma-tubulin small complex; equatorial microtubule organizing center
Molecular function (GO): gamma-tubulin binding; microtubule minus-end binding
Source: RefSeq, a predicted model, not a curated record